ACUAACCAAGAAAAGAAGACAAUACACAAAAAUUGAAUAACCUGUUGGACUUUAGGACCAGGAGGAGACAGUCACGGUGGAGUGAGGGACACGCAGGCAGGAGCGCGAGCGCGUCAAAUCUCAGCAACAGGGACGCUGUAUACAUAAUGAGGUCACGUUAAGCCUGCCGUAUCUGGCACCAUGAGCGGCAAGAGCCUCCUCCUAAAGGUCAUCCUGCUCGGUGACGGCGGCGUGGGCAAGAGCUCGCUGAUGAACCGCUAUGUGAGCGACCGUUUCGACUCGCACUCGUUCCACACUAUCGGAGUAGAAUUCCUGAACCGCGACCUGGAAGUGGACGCGCGUCCCGUUACGCUGCAGAUUUGGGACACUGCUGGCCAAGAGCGCUUCAGGAGCCUACGCACACCUUUUUACCGUGGCGCCGACUGUUGUUUACUGACAUUUGCUGUGGACGACGCACAGAGCUUCCGCAACCUCAGUGCCUGGAAGCAAGAGUUUGUGCGCUACUCGGAUGUCCGCGAGCCCGACCGCUUCCCCUUUGUCGUGUUAGGAAACAAAGUGGACAGGGUCGAGGACGGUGAACGGCAGGUGCCCGAGGAGGAGGCGCGCGCAUGGUGCCGGGAGAACGGCCAUUGCCCGUAUUUUGAGACCAGUGCGAAAGAUGACACCAAUGUAAGCGCUGCCUUCGAGGCCGCUGUCCGUGAAGUGCUGGCCUGCGAGGAUCACGUCGAUCACACUUUGCUCGGAAGCACUAUUGACCUGCACGGGAAUCGCAAGGCACCGCGCUCUUCCUGCUGCUGAGGAGCGCACCGAGAUUUAAGGCUUCAAAUGGCGUUAACCUUCUAGAUCCUUCUCAUCACUGCCUACUCCUGCGAAGGUCAAUAUAAUAAAAAGGGAGUAGAUGGAGUGUGUAGGCUUGAGGCCUUGAGGAAUUCCCAGGCUUAUUUAGGUACCGAUGUUGGAGGAAUUCUCUUUAAGUACAUUGUCACUGGUACAGUAUUUUAUAGUCUGCUUCUCUGCCUACAUUUGUAAAAGAUCCAGUUGUAUGAUGGAGGAGGGGUGUAUCCUUAAUGUGACGGUACACUGGCUUUAAUUGAGUACGAUCUGCAACACAACUACCCUUGCAGUAUCACUGCUAUGGUGUAGUGUGUGUAUGUAUGUGUAUAUAUAAUAUAUAUGUGUGUGCGCGCGUGUGUAUAGGACAUCACACCAGAACAUCUAAGGAUAAAAAGUCUUUGCUGUUUUGCAUUAACCUUUUGGAUGAGCCUAAUCUUUGCCUACACUCACAAAAGGCAAAGGGGUACGAUAAGGCUGCAGCAUAACUUUGCUUGUGUAGCGAAAUUACACACGUAGUGUCAACGGUACGCAGUAGUGUAACUUCUUCCUGCCAAAGGCUCUUGUGCAGUGGGGGUUCUGAUUUCUUUGCUUUCUUUUUCUGGAGGUCACGGGGCUUAGACAUGCUUCGUGAAGCUUUCAUUUCCCCAAAAGUACAUAUACCUUGUUGCACAAGUCGUCAUUCUGAAGCUUCGCUUUUUAUGAAGGUGGUUUAUCAGACAGUCUGUGUUUCUGCUUGCCGUGUUGUACGUUAGCCUAACCACAGAGUUUCUACUUCUGUGUUUUGUGCUACAUUUCAGUUUGUGUAAAUACAACUGGAAGACUGGUGAUGUGUAAAUUACCUUCCAUGACACAUUUUAAGUUUCUGUUCUUUCUUUCUUAGGUACAAAUGCUAUUAUGGUACUAUUUGACCAGGUUGAUCUUUAAGGUUAUCGUCUGACAUCGGCAUGAUCGUGUCAGAAACAUGUACCAGCUCUCAGUCACAUCAAAAAUAAGGGCUGUCUCAUGUUGAAAAUCGGUUUCGAUCACGUGUUCACUUUCAGCGCUUCACAUCAUAGCCUAGGAAAGUUCGAAAAGUCGGUCUUAAGUCAGUACUAAUUGCACUUGUGUAGCAGUUGACCCUCAGGAGCACUUGUGCUCCGGGUCAGCUCACAUUGUUUUGCUGCCUUUUGCCUUUAAAUGGCAAAAUCAUUACCUAGUAAUAACUGUUUGCUAAUCUGAAUGUGAAAAAAAAGCACAUUUGCUCUGGCGUCUUGAAUUUAAUUUUUAUAGUGUUGCAAAAAUGUUCUUGUGCACAGUCUUGCAUAUUCAGAUGCAUUUAGCACACAAGAUUUUGACAUUGUUAAUAUGUUUAACAAUAUCAGAUUAGAUAUUAACCUCGCCUUUUUGAGAAUAAAUCAGAUCCGAUAAUGAUUUGAUAUGUACUAUAUCUAUCGCUGCCUAUAUUUAAGCAAACAUUCUUCAAUCCUUCGAAGUUUACUCUCCUAACUUAAGUAUUGUAUUAAUCUAAAGCAUGGUCCUUGCCUUCGCUUGCUCUCACAUGUAACCUCCACAACGCUUUCUGCCACCUUCCUGCAAAUGGUUCAUACAGCAGCCUACGCGGGUCUCCGUCCACUUCAUCACAAUUGGUUAACGAGAAUGGUUCACUGUGAAAAAGCAUCAGUUCCAAUGGACGUUGUUUUUCCUCUCAUGUUUGCUCCCUAUAUUUAUUGUCUGUAUUGGAUAAGAUGGCUGAUGGCAUUUUUAGACUUACUGUAGGUACCUGAAGUUGUUGUGUUCACUGUGAUUUUGGAUGAUGUUAUUACCUUGUUUGGAGUUCAUUCUAGGGAUACAUAUAUUAAAAUUGUUUUAAUGAUUUUUUU
This is a messenger RNA of Clarias gariepinus (North African catfish), 2693 nucleotides long. It is a transcript of the gene rab9b, whose product is annotated as RAB9B, member RAS oncogene family. Gene Ontology annotation, biological process: retrograde transport, endosome to Golgi. Gene Ontology annotation, cellular component: lysosome; phagocytic vesicle; late endosome. The transcript is spliced from 3 exons. Gene Ontology annotation, molecular function: GTP binding; GTPase activity. Lineage: Eukaryota; Metazoa; Chordata; Actinopteri; Siluriformes; Clariidae. Bases 181 to 798 code for a protein of 205 amino acids. The record is from RefSeq and is a predicted model, not a curated record.